AUGCGCGCUUCUGAGAUUCAGGGCCGCGGAUGCAUUUUGACUUGCGUGGGGCGUGCGUGCGCGGUGCAGGCGGGGCCGUUCGGCAACAUGGCGAAUCUGUUCGAGACGGUGCGCAAGGCGCAGCAGGUGGUGCAGGUGGAGGCCGUCAAGGUGCAGAAGGAACUCGCCGCGGCUGAGUUCGACGGCUACUGCGAAGACGAGCUCGUGAAGGUGACGCUGACUGGCAACCAGGAGCCAUGCCGGUGUGAAAUCACCGAUGCUGCUAUGGAGAUCGGGGCAGAGAAGCUGGGCGAGCUGAUCACAGAGGCAUACAAGGACGCCCAUCAGAAGAGUGUCACGGCGUAUUCUAACUUCAAAGAGAUCCUCAAGGCGUUGCGCAAUCCCGAAACCCAAGCCGCCGCGAGAAGGUUCCUGGCGGCGCUGGAGGCGGCGAUGCCAGCGGAGCCCGCGGAGGAGGUGAUGCGCACCUUCAACUUCCGCAUCCACACGCUCGCGCUCUCCCCGCUCCCCCACUCCGACCACGACCCUGCAGGGACACAUCAAAACGGAGCUGCUGGCGCCGCCAGCACCAAUGGCAAUGGAGCCGCAGGGGAGAGCACAAGCAGCAGUGCAGGAGGAGCGCGGCAGACGCUAGCGCUGGUGGAGCUGCCGUCCAUCUUCAUCCCCGAGGACUGGUCCUUCACCUUCUACGAGGGCCUCACCCGCCACCCCGACGCCGGGUUCACGGGCCGCGAUGUCGCCGAGCUGGGGUGCGGCAACGGGUGGAUCUCCAUCGCCCUCGCGCACCGCUGGGCGCCCAGGAAGGUGUACGGGUUGGACAUCAACCCGCGGGCGGUGCAGGUGGCGUGGAUAAACCUGUACCUCAACGCGCUCUCGCCAGUGGACGGGCUGCCCGUGAGGGACAGCGAGGGCCUGUCGCUGCUGGACCGCUGCGAGUUCCUCGAAUCCGACCUGCUGGGGGCGCUCUCUCAGCGCGGGGUCACUCUCGACCGCAUCGUCGGCUGCAUCCCGCAGGUGCUGACGCCCGACCCCAAGGCGGCGCUGAAGAUAGUAUCGGAGACGAUGAGUGAGGAGUUUCUCUACUCGCUCUCCAACUACUGCAGCCUGCAGGGGUACGUCGAGGACCAGUUCGGCCUCGGCCUCAUUGCGCGUGCUGUCGAGGAGAGCAUCGCCGCCCUCAAGCCGGCAGGCGCGCUGCUGAUGAACAUGGGCGGCCGCCCCGGCAUGGCCGUGUGCGAGCGCCUGUUCCGGCGCCGCGGGUUUGAGAUCCAGAAGCUGUGGCAGACGCGGGUGUUCCAGGCGGCGGACACGGACAUUCAGGCGCUGGUGGAGAUCGAGAGGCAGAGCCGCCACCGCUUUGAGUUCUUCAUGGGGCUCGGCAUGGGGGCCGCUACCACGGGUGAUGAGCCUAUCAGUGCGCGGACGGCGUAUGCGUUUGCCAAGGCGGGUGGGAGGAUUGCGCACGGGCUCACGGUGUUUGAGUGCCGCCUGCGCCAGCCCAACCACGUGAAGGAGCUGUUCCGGUGGCUGGCGCGCCCGGAGUACGCAGCAACGCGCAGUGCAGUGGACCUCGCAUUCACCUCCACCGCCGUGGCGGACGAGAAGACGCCCUUCCUCGCCACGCUGCUGCGCACGCUGCACCACGCCUCCCUCGCCCCCGCGCCCUCUGCCUCCCUGACCCCCUCGCCCCCCGCGCUGUGCCCGUCGGACGAGCCCCCUGCGGGCACGCUGCGCUUCCGCUCCCAGGUCGCCGGCUUCCUCCGCCUCUACUUCCGCGCCCCCCUCUCCGCCCAGAACGUGGUGGUGCUGCCCACGAGGGCCACAGCAGUGGAGAACAUUCUGCGCCUCUACCUGCCCGGCCUCGCCCUCGUUGACGCCUCCCUCACUCGCCACCUCCCCCCCUCCUGGCUCGCCUCUGCCCCGCCUGAUGGCCCGCCCUCAGAUGCCGCCACUCACGCUCAGUCCACCCCAGUGGUGCUGGAGGCUCCCAGGCGCAGCGACCUGCUGCUGAAGCUGCUGCGCGCGCUGCGCCCGGCAGUGCUCAUCGCAGCACUCCCCGACUUUGAGAUGCGCUCGCCCACGGCGGUGCACCUGCUGCUGGCGGCCGCGGCGGAGACGCACACGUGCGUCUUCUUCGACAUCUCCGACCACCUCGAGCUCUCCAGUGUGCCGCCCAGCAACGGCGUGCUACAGUACCUGGCGGAGCAGGCGCUGCCGCCCCACGCGGGGGUGAUCUGCGGGCUGGUGCGCAACCAGGUGUACAGCGACCUCGAGGUGGCCUUCGUGCUGGCGGAGUCGCGGCCGCUGCUGGCGUGGCUGGCGGGCAUGGGCGAGCUGACGUACUUCAGAGUGGCGCGCAUGAAGCAGCUCUACUACGGCUGCCUGCUCGAUGAGCUCCUCUCCUUCCAGAUCCCCGACCGCCACACUGUUGCCGAGCGGCCACUGCAGGACGACCCGCCGUCGUCGCCCUUCAUCUCCAUCCACCCCAACGCCGCGCGCGCCUUCAACCACCCCACCCUGCGCACCCUCUCCCUCACCCACGCCCUCCCCUCGCCCUCCCCCUCCUCCACCUCCGCCACCACCGGCAGCGCAGCAGCAGCAGCGCAGACAGGGGCGGGCCCCACGGUGCGCAUGGACGUGGGGUCGGGAGCGCUGCCAGCGCCAUCAGUGGUGCAGCCGCUCGUGGUGGAGGCGUUCGUGCGGCAACACCUCAGUGACGCCGAGACCGACCCCCGUGCUGAGAUCCUGCACUUGCUGCACCGUGAGUUUGGGGUGAGGGCGGAGGGCACCACGGUGGUGACAGGGGACGGGUCGCGGGUGCUGUUUGUGCGCCUCAUGGCGGCCUGUGCUGCCGAGGGCGGCACGGCAGUGUUCCCAGCGGGCUCGUACGGCACGUGUCUGGCGGCGGCACGCCUGUGUGGCUGCCAGGUCAACGUGCUGCCCGUCACCUCUGCCGAAGCGCGCUUCACACUCACUGCAGACCAGCUGGAGGCAGCGCUAGCAGGGGUGGCGAGGCCGUGGCUGGUGCUGUCAGCGCCGGUGGUGAACCCCACGGGGGCGCUCUACUCGCCCGCCCACCUGGCCUCGCUGCUGGCCGUGUGCAUGCGCGUGGGCACGCGGAUCAUCCUCGACUCCGCCUUCCACUCCCUCACCUUCCACCCUCAAUCCCACCUGCUCCUCGAACCCUACCUGGGCCGCACGGGGGAUGACGUGGAUGGGGAGGGAGAGGGAGAGGGAGAGCAGAGGGAGAAAGCACACGAGCACUAUGCGCUGGUGCUCAUGGGGGACCUGUCGCCUCAGCUGUCCACGCUGGGCAUCCAGUUUGCCUACGUGGCAUUCUGGGAUUCGUCCUUCAAGGAGGCCCUCAGCACCGCGGUGCCACCUCAUCGCACACUGCGCUUUGCUGUCAAGCGGAUGCUAUCCACCGAGGUGGCGGCUGAGCUGGCAGGGGAGAUGGCAGUACGGCGCGAGCAGCUGCAGCAGAGGGCGGACCAGCUCUGCCAGGUUCUGUCAAGCUGUGGUUGGGACCCCAUUCGUCCAGAGGGGGGAAUAUUCCUGGUUGCACGCCCUACAGCUUACGAGGGCAAGCAGUUCACAUACCAGCCGCCAUCAACCAACGGCGACCAAGAGCCUCAGCCUAUCACAGUCACCCUCGAUAGUGUCAAUAUAUCCGAGGCUUUGUUCUCAUCGACGGGGCUGAUGAUCAACAACAGCGACUGGACGAGCAUUCCCGGCUACUGCCGCUUCGUGCUGCUCCUCGACGACCACCGCUUCACCCUCGCCCUGCAGUGCCUGGACAAGUUCCACAAGCUGGUGAUGGCCGGCGGCAGUGGCAGCGCGUGCGCGCAACGGUUGGACACGCCGAGCAACGUGAUGGGCGCAGUGCUGCUGAGCGCGAGCAUAUUUGGGCUGAUCGGCGCGCUGGCGCACGAGGGGUGCCUUGAAUUCCUCUUCCUCUGCUGCUCCGCCGCCCUCACCCUCGCGCUCUUGGCCUACUCAGCAUUCGCCCUGGCAGUAACAGCGCCGUCCCCCAGCGCCAUGGUGGGCGCGGCAGGGCAGGCGGUGUACGGCGUGGCGGGCUUCUCGCCGUGGCUGCAGCAGCUGGUGGCGCAGCCUGAGGCGUUGGAGGCCAUGCGCACAUGCCUGGUGUCCAACAGCUCCUGCCCUGCCCUGCCACCUCCUUGGGGAGAUGCUGGGGAGGCGAUGACAGGGAUACACAAUAGCAGCAGCAACAGCAGCAGUAUUGCAGCUGCAUCAGGUGGCUCUGGCGUGAAGAACCCAUCAGUCAUCCAGAGCGGCUGCUGCUUCCCCCCCGCCCCGUGCAGCACAAACACAGCUCUCUCCACGGCACCUAUCCCGUCACCUGCCCCAUCACCUGCGCCAUCAGUCACCCUCUCACCAGCAGCACCAGCAGCACCACCUGCACCCUCCGUGGCAAAGUCAUCGCACGCUGACAACCAUUUGCAACCAACCAUCCUGGCCACUGCUGUUCACGCCAAUUCCACAGCCUUCUCGGAUUGCACCAGCGCUGACCCAGGUGGUGCUGUGAGGUGUUUCAGCUGUGACACGUGCAAGGCAGCGCUCCUCAAGGUGGUGAGGGACGACCUCUCAUUGGCUGGCUGCGAAUCAGGCACGAGCAAAGGACGGACGGUCACGAUGAGGACGGAGAAGCUACUGACGGCGAUCGCCAACACGCUCAUCCUAUGCCUCGCGCUCGCCCUCAUCGGCGUGUCGCUCUACACCACGUGGAGCUCGCCGCCCAGCACGUGCCUGAUCAUGUACCAGACGCCGCUGAUGGCGAUCGGCGCGGCGCUGUUCAUCGGCGCGCUGGUGGGGCUGCUGGCGCUGGUGUGCGACAACGCGGGCCUCGUGUGCAUGCAGCUCGCCGUCUCCUUCACCGCCAUGUGGGCCCUCCUCGCCUUCGCCAUAUUCGCGCUGGUGGUGACGGGGCCGGGCGGCGCAUCAACGGAGAAGAGCCGCGGGUUCACGGUGUUCGAGCCGGCGCAGUUCAGCGCGUGGAUGCAGCAGCAGGUCGCGGGGGACCGCUGGGCUCCGCUCGCCUCGUGCCUCAGCGGCGCGCGCACGUGCGGAGACGUGCGGAACUACAUCGGGCGCAACCUCAAGAAAGCGCAGCUCUCCCCGCUCGAGGCGGGGUGCUGUCUACCCCCCCAGGGCUGUGUGCUGGGCGGGCUGAACAUGUCAGCGCCCGUGUACUACUCCUUCGCCUUCGACCUCCCCACCAUGCCCAAGCUGCCCCUCCCCUCCGCCGACGCCGCACCCGCCGUGCAGCGCAGCACGAGCAACUGCAGCGGGUUCAGUGCGGAGCCGACCCAGCUGUGCUACAGCUGCCCGUACUGCCAGGGCGGGCUGCUCACGCUGCUGCGUGACAACCUGCGCAUGGAGGCCUUUGUGGCGCUCGGCGUGUUCAUCGCCGUGUUCAUGCUGCUGCUCAUCGCCUGCUUCGCUUACUGCGGCGCGCGCCCCGACGACGACGAGGAGACGGGCAAGGGCAAGAAGACGGAGAUCAGCCUGGCCAGGCAGCAGACGUUUGUGAUUGCCGAUCAGCCGGCAGCGCAGCUGCUGUCCGUGCCGACCUUCCAGCGCACCCUCACCAUGGGGGACGGUGGUGGCGGGCCUGCGUUCACCCGCAGUACGACCAUGUGUGACAACAGCGGUGGUGGCGCUGCCGCUGCGGCGGCGUCGAAUGCGCAGUUGUCGCGCACGCUGACACGCAUCGAGCAGGCUCUGGGGGCGGACCUACAGCAGUUCAAACGCACCAACACCAUGGCUGGUGGUGGCGGGGGGUCGGAGCAAAGGGAAUUCAACCGCACACGCACGUUCCAGUCGAGUGCAGAUGGGUACGCGGAUGGAGGGGUCGGGAGGGAUGCAGAGGGGCAGAAGGGGCGGCUGCUGGGGAGAAUAAACACGCUGGAGUCGUCAAAGGGGUCGAGAGGAGGCGAGCAUGGCACUCACCGCAGCAACACGUCCAGGCGGGGUGAGGGGGGGUCGAGAGAGAAGCUUUCACAGAGUGGGAGGGGCAGACACCGGGACUAUGAUGAGGAGAGUGCGAGGGACUCGGAUUACAUGUCAGAGGAAGAAGAGUACUACGAGGAUGAGGAUGAUGUGGAGGAUGUUGACCUAAUUGUCGAACUCGCUGAUUUUGGGGAGCGAGCGGCUCGAGGUCGGGAUGUUGUGGACGCUGGGAGUAUGCAUGAUGCAGCAGCUGCCGACACAAGCGCUGCGUACUGGAGAGCCGCAGCUGCAGCCGCUGCUGCCGCGGCUGCAGCGUCGUACCUUCCGCAUGGACACGGCAACGCGCACGUGGCGUCUCAGGGACCCGGUGGUGUGGGAAUGACCAUGCAUGCGCCCAAUUUCCUCAUGCCACAAGCUUCCGCCGGUCACAUCCGGUCGCCUGCCCCGAACGCUAUCGCUGCGGGGACCAUGGCUGGCCUCGCCUUCUCCUCCUCCGCUGCCGCCGCCACCGCUGCUGCGUCCGCUGGCGCGGCGAUGAUGCAGAACUCGUUGUCGAUGCACGCGCGCUUCUUCCCGUCUCUCCACCCGCACGCGGGCCUGACGCAGCACCACCAGCUGCACCAACUGCAGGCGGGGAUUCCAGGCAUGGCGACACCGCAGGUGGUGCUGGGCGCGCACUCGCAGGCAUCCCUGCCGCACAUGGGGCUGCUUCCCGCCCAGCAGAUGGCCAUGCACGGGCAGCCCGGCAUGCUUCCUGGCCUGCCGCUCGCCUCCGACCCCAACUAUCUCGCGGCGCACCACCUGGCCCAACAGCAACAGCAGCAGCAACUGCAGCUGCAACACGAGCAGCAGCAACAACAACAGCAAGUCGCGGUCCUGACUCCCGUUCCGCCUCCUCCUUCGGUUUUACUGGGCGGUGCGCACAAGGCGCACAUGCAGGAGACGCAGAUCCAGAAGCAGCACGAAGCCCUUCCAGCACAGCUGCAGCAGGUGCAGGGGUCGCAGCAACAAGAGCAACAAGCAGGCGACGCCACCAAGGGCCCAACAAACGGAGAGUGGGGGGGCAACGACGGCGACCUCGCAACCAAGGUGCGGAAGCCGUACACGAUAACGAAGCAGAGGGAGCGGUGGACGGAGGACGAGCACAACAAGUUCCUGGAAGCCCUCAAGCUCUACGGCCGCGCGUGGCGCCGCAUCGAAGAGCACAUCGGCAGCAAGACAGCCGUGCAGAUCCGCAGUCACGCGCAAAAGUUCUUCACCAAGUUGGAGCGCGACGGCACCUCCGCCGCCACGUCGCAGAUGGACAUCGAGAUCCCCCCGCCGCGCCCCAAGCGCAAGCCCGCGCACCCGUACCCGCGGAAGGCGGGCUCCGCCAGCAGCUCCCAGCCGCAGGCGCCACAGCGGCAGAACAGCCAGCACAGCCUCUCCAAGGCGCUGCAGCAGCCCGCUCCGGCUCUGCUCCCCCCUCCUCCCCCUCCUAAGGCUCUGCUCCCCUGCAUGAAGCAGCUCCAGCUGCCACACCCGCCACCGCCGCCGCCUCAACCAAAGCAACGUGUGCAGCCGAACCAAGCGGCAGCAGCGCAGCAGCAGGCGGUCGCGAGAGAGAAGGGUAAACACAAGGUCCGGCAGGCAACCUCCCAGCAGCGCGCAGAGGCAGAGGAAUCAGAGCCGCAGCAGCAGCGGUCGAGCAGGCAGGUGUCGCAGGGGCUGAGCUCGCAGCGCACGCAGUCGCAGACGUCGCGAUCGGCGCUGCCCGUGUCGUCCGACCAGUCGUGCGGCAACCAGCGCGCCGACGACGGACAGGAGUCCAAGUACGUCUUCUCCGCCCCCCCCGCCGCCGCCGCCGCUGCCGCACCGCACAGCAACGCCAAGGCGGAGGCCUGUGCGCAGCCGCCCGUUUUCACCUCCCCCUCGCCGCUCGCCUCUCAGCGCGACGCUGCUCGUGGCGACGCGUGCGUGUCGCCGUACUCGUCGCCGCCAACGGAGGGCAACAGCGGCGCGCGGCAGUCGCCGGACCAGCGCAGCACGCUGAAGCUGUUCGGCAAGACGCUCGCCACUCCCCCCGCCAUGCCACCCCCUCCCCCACCCCCAGCUGUGCCGUCCGCACCCCUGCCUCCCUCCGCUCCCCGAAGCAUCAACCCUCUUGCCAGCGCGUCCGGUGCCGCUGCCGCCUCCAUGUCGCCCGACGGCAGCCCUGCGCGCUCGCCGCCGCUCCACCCGCCGCUGCUCUCCCUUGCAACACCCCCCCCGGAUGUUGCUCCGCCCUCUGGCGCGCAGCACUGGCGCUUCAAGCACUCGCCAGGUGAAGGCGGCGCAACCGACGCACAAAAGGCGGAGUGCAAGGAGGAGGAAGAAGAGGAGGAGGAGGAGAAGGAGGAGGAGUAUGAUGGGGAGGAGGAGGAGGAGGAGGAGGCGGACGAAGGACCGCCCAUGGUGACGCGGUCGUUGUCGCUUCCAGAGCCGCGAAGUGCCGCCGGCCUCGCGGAGGAGUCGCAGGGGCUGUGCCUCUCAGAAAGGCCGCACGCCGCGCCAGCGGCGCACGGCGAGCGGAUGGCGGAGGCAGGCGCACGAGGCCGCGCGGAGCAGCGGGGCAUAGCGGUAGCGCAGCGCGCGAUGCGGUCGUUGAGCGUGACGGGGCACGACGUGUCCACGUCAGCGUGCGGCAGCUUCUCUGAGCGCUCCGUGGUGCUCGAGUCGGGCCUCUCCGUCGAGCCCCUCCCCGCCGCCACGCCGCUGCCCCCGCCCGCGCCGCAGCGGGCGGACCGCGGCGGAGCAGCACCGCCAGCGGCAGCAGGCGCGCACCCGAUGACUCUGGGCGGUCCGCGCGAUGCUGCGCGCGCUGCUCCCGGCUCUGCUGCUGGCGCCUACGGCCACGCGCAGGGCGGCGAUGCAAUGCGCGCGGGAGCAGCCACGGGUGCUGACGCAGGCACGGGAGCGAGCCUGAGCGUGGCACAGGCGCCGUACAUGAACCAGCUGUUCGCGUUUCCUGCCGCCCCUGCCGCGCCCAACGCAGCAGCAGCCACAGCCGCAGCAGGCACGGUUGCCAUUGCGGGGCUCAGUCCGCCGGAGCUCGAGAAAGCGGCCAUUCCCGUAGAGGCUGGAGCGGAGGCAGGACGAGGAGAGGGGGAAGCGGCAGCGAGCGAGGCGAAUGAAGGGGCAGGCGUGGGUGCGGUGGAGGGUGGUGUGGCGAGUCCCACGCACGUGGCGUCCGCGUCGGGCGUGCACAUGGCGUCGCAGUGGUCGCCCUCCCUCAUGUCAUCCAUGGCCGGCCUCUCCAUGCUCAACGCUGCUGCUGCCGCCGCCGCCGCCUCCGCAGCCGGCGCCAACACUGCCGCCGCUCCCCAUCGCCCCCCCUUCGACUAUGGUGCCGCUGCCGCUGCCGCUGCCGCUGCAGCAGCUGCGUCAGCGCGUGGCUCCACCACUUUCCAGGAAGCAGCCGCGUCGGCUCAGAUGGCCGCAGCUGCCGCAAUGGGCCUGCAGUUUCCCGGUUGUUUCCUGCCGGGGAGCGAGGAGGCGGUGCAGCAGCAGCAGAUGCUGUUCCCGACGCCCUUCCCCUUCGUGGACUUCCACACGCCCGGCUUCCACCCCAUGCACCACCCGGGCUACCUGCUCUCGCCCUACCGCGCGCCCGUGCCACACCCGCACUCGGCGGCGGCGUUCCAGACGUUCGAUUCGUACCUUCGUAUCUAUGGUCCCGCCUUCGCCUCCAUGGGCGCCUCCUCCUUCGCCGCCUGGCACGCCCCGCGCCCGCAGCAGCAACAGCAGCAACAGCAACAGCAGCAGCAGCAACAACAACAGCAGCAAACGGGCCAUCCGCAGCUGUUAUCCGGUACUCACAGUGCUGCGGCUGCCGCCACAGCUGCUGCAUCCGCUGGUCUGUGGCCCAAUCUGCCCGGCAUGGCAGCAGGCCUGGCGCCGUUCCUCCCAGCUCCGGCAGCAGCAGGUGGAGCGGGCAGCCCUGCCAAGGCCAUUGAGGCAGGCGCGGCAGGCGCAGUUGCAGCUCCUGUCGCUGGGCCUCCACGGUUCGCCACCGCAGCUGCACCUGCAACAACACCUGCUGCCGGCAGCGCUGCCGCUGGAACGAGCGCUGCUGCUGCUGCUGGCGCGGUCGCCGCCAAUGGCGCCCCCGUGGAUGCGCAACUCUCAUCGCCGCCAGCGCCCCCGCGCACGCUGUCCGCGGGCGACGACCCCGCAGCAGCCGCCAUGGCCGUGACCAUGGCUGCGGCGUCCGCAUGGUGGGCGCUGCAGGGCUCCAUGCCGCCCGGCGUCUUCCUCCCCAUGUCGCCCGCGCAGGCCUUCCGCCCUCCAUUCAACAGCGCUCCCCCUCUCCCUGCUGGCGCCGCGGCCGCCGCUGCGAUGCAGAUUGGGUGGCCGGGUGCAGGGGAGGGGGAGGCAGGAGGGAACGGUGAAGGCGCGGGGACGGACGCGGCAGGUGCGGCUGGCGGUGGUCCUGGUGGUGCUGCUGGCGCUGCAGAGGCGGGCUUUGCCAAUGCCACAUUUGCAGCACCCGCGCAACAGCAACAGCAGCUGCAGGAGCAAGAGCAGCAGCAGUGUGAAAUGGGGGGAGCGGUGGAGACGGGUGAUGACGGCGGCGAGGGGUCGUCGGGCAAGGCGAUUCCCGAGGGCGCGCAGGGCAAGGCGGAGGCGAACGACACCGCGUACAGCGCGUCGCAGAGCCAGGGCGGCGACGACGCCCUCGGCGACAACGACGGCGACGAUGCGCGUGCGGACGAGGAGGAGGAAGAGGAAGAGGAGGAGGAGGUGGGCGGAGAGGCGGGCGAGGGGGAAGAAGAGGGGGGGUUUGUGGCGCUGGUGAGGAGCAGCGAGGUGGAGGGGCAGGAAGCGCUGCGCCUCAUGGCCAGCGAGCGAGAGGCGCUCGCCGCCAUGCUGCAAGGCGUCAACGCUGACGUGGAUGCUGAUGUGGAUGCUGACGUGGACGUUCAGGAGUCACAGCAGACGGUGGUGGGGUCGUCGGCGCCGACAGGAGCCAGCAAGGCGCUGGACUCGAGCAUGGGCGCGGAGCAGGGCGGCAGGCGGGCAUCGUGGCACGGGCAGGGGCAGGGGGACGCGCAGGCGGAGAGGGAGGCGGGCAAGGCGCGGAGUGCAGGGGAUGCGCGGCCGCUCGCGCACGGGCACCGGUCGCAGCAGCACGGGGGGCAGCAGAGGGGCGGGGCAGGCGGCAGCGAGGGCGGGCAGGGGAGGAGUCCCGGCGAUGGCGGCAUGGGCCCGUGCACCGACUCGUCGCCCUCCGUGUGGGCCUCUAACUCCACCCCGCCCCACCACGCCCACGCGCACGCACCCAGGCACACCGCCAGCGGCCACGGUGGGCACGGGCACACGCCUCAAAAGGAGGCGCAGAGGAGGGCGAGCGACGUGCAGAAUGGCGCACAUGGCGUGGUGUUGGCAGCGGACGAGCAGCAGCGAGGCAACAACGCCCGCUACUCCACUCCCCAGCUCCCACGCAGCCCCCCUAGUGCUGCCGCCGCUGCUGCUGCAGGCAUUCCUAGGCCUUUCGGCUUGCCUGCCAGUCCCACGGACAAGCGUCCUGGCGGUGGUGCUGGCGGCGCUGCUGUGAAUGCUGCCACUGCCGUGGCCGGUGCUGGUGCUGCCGCUGCUGUCUCGAAGCAGGAGAAAUGGAGACUGCCCCGUGAGAGAGGGCGCACGGGACAUGCACAGGCGCACGAGCAUGCACACGCACCGGCGCACAACCAUGGCCACGGGCAUGGGCAAGCUCAUGCGGAGCGCAGAGGGCUCAACGCGAGUGGCGCAGCGGCGGCAGCAGCAGCGGGCGCGGCGGCGGCGGACAAGAGGGAGCAGUCGAACCUGAUCCGCAAGCUGCGCUCGCUCGAGAAGUUCAAAGUCCGCCACGCCACCGCUGCCCUCACCUCCGCCACUGCCGCCGCCAGCGCCACUGGCGCUGCGACUGCGGCGGCUGACGAAGCGAGCGCGAAAAUGAGCGCGUGCGGGCCCGGCAUGGGCGGAGAAGGAGCGGGCUCGGGCGGAGGGGAGGGCAGUGGCGGGGAAGGGAACGAGGGGGCCACUGAGGGGCUGGGCGGAGGAGGAGAGGGGAGAGUUGCUGGUGUGGAAGGCGAUGGGACGAAAGCAGGGGGAGGCGAGGGAGCAGGAGGGAAGGAGGGCGUGGAAAUGGCGGGGGAAAACGAGGGGCCGCGGAGAAAGCGCCUGCGCGGACACUCGGUCAGUGGCAGCAACACACCGCCUCCCACUACGAGACAAACUCUGCCCUCCGGAGACACGCCUGUGCCGGCCGAAGGUGGUGCAGGGGAGGCAGCAGCGGCGGGAGAGGGAGCAGAGCAGCAAGGCGAGGUGCGCGCCACCCCAUCGUCUUCAGGCAGUCGCGGGCAGAACGGCAACGGCGGGGGCAGUGGCAGCGGCACCAAGCACGAGGGUGGGGGCGGGCCCGAGGGCUCAGGGGAGAAUGGGCCUAGCUCCAACUCGUCUGAGUGCGGCAACGAGGCGGGCAGGGAGCGGCUGGGCGGGUCCAGUGACGGCGGCACGAGCGAGCGCGAGGCGUGCAAGCGGCGCGAGCGAGACGUGUCUGAGGAGGGUGCCACUGCCAAGAGCGCCGUGAAACGACUCCCUGGCGGUGAGGCUGGCGGGGAGAGUGAUGGGAAGGACGUGGAGGGGAAGGAGCAGGAGGUGAAUGCGGAACGUGGCGAGGAGGAGGAGGAGAAGGAAGACGAGAACAAUGAAGAGGCAGGUGCUGGUGGGCAAGCCAUGGAGGCGGAGAGAGUCGCGGAGGAGGGGAAGGCGAAUGAGAUGGAGCGAGGUGUUGCGGUUGAGGAGAGGAGCGCCAAGCGGAGGAAGGUGGUGGCAGCGGGUGCAGGCGAGGAGGGGUGCUCGCGAGUGGUGGGCGGGGCACCUCAGGGCAGCAGUGCACCCACUGCAGGCAGCAGGUCACACACGCCCCUCAGCCUCUCCACCCCGCACGCCCUGCUGCUGGGGCUGGACGCCCGCCAUGCAGGCACGCGUGCCGAGGGCCAGCAGCACAAGGAGGGCGGCGGCGACACCAACACUGCUGACGGGCUGGAGCAACUGCAGCUGCUGGGGAAGAAGCGCAUUGGGGUGGUCAGAGGAGUGAGUGGUGGUGCGCGCAAGGGCGAGGAGGGCGAGGAGGGGUCAGCGAAUGAAGCGAGAGGCAGUGCUGCUCGGCCUGGGCGCACGGAAACGUCUCAAGUGGUGGGCGCCGGGCGCCGCGAGCUGAGAGGCGACGGCCAGUCCGUCUUUCGACCGCUGCCCAUCCUCCCCCCCAAGGUGACGCCCCCACAUGCCCCUCCUCGCCUCCUCCCCCCUCCCCCCUCCAAACCUGUGGCCCCACGUGCGUGUGGGGUCGCGCAGGGGGAAGGCCCUCAGUUGGUUGCUGCUGCUGCUGGCGUUGCCGCUGGUGGCGGUGGCGGUGAUGAUGGUGGUGGUGAGGCCGUGAAGGGUCAGGAGGGAGAGGAGGCACGUGCGGUGGUGAGAGUGGAAGCGGAGGUGGGAGGGCAGAAGGAGCAGGGCGAGAUGAGACAGCAGCGGAGAGGCAAGGAGAAGCGGGCAUCGAGUGGUGGGGAGGCGGUGCGACAGGAGAGUCGCAAGCAUGGGAGGGACGAGAGUAGGGAGGGAGAGGAGUGGAUGACUGACAGGAAGCAGCAGCAUGUGCACCAGCACCAACACCAACACCAGCAGCAGCAGCCGGCGAGCAGCAGCGGCGCGGCGUCGCUGCUAGCAGGCAUGCGCAUCGUGGGUCCAUCUCUGCCCAUGCCGUCAUCCCCCACGGGUGACCCAUCGUCCAGCAACAGUGGGGGAGCGGGAGUGCACCACCACUUCCACUACCACUACCACAGCGCUGGCAGCAGCGCUAAGCACCGGCCCUCCUCUUCCACCAAGCAACCCACCACUACUGCCGCCGCCGCUGCUGCUGCCAUCGCAGCUGCUGCUAAGGUUGAAGCCGUUGCCUCUGCUGCUGCCCCUCCUGCCGCCCUUAGCGCUCCCUCAGGCCCGGAAACCCCGAGCCUGAGGUCUGGAGAGGGUGGGGAGGGGUAUGGGGGGAUGGUGCAGUGCAGCAAGGGGGAGAGCAGUGACGGUGGGGAGGGGGAGGGGAAGGAGGGGGCGGGUGGAGGAAGGGGUGGGGAGAGCGGUGGUGGCGAGGACAAUGCGAUGGCUGAUGAGGAGAGAAAGACAGCUGCCUUGCUGCAGGCUGACGCACGGCACCCAUGGAACACGGAGAGUGUUGCGGGCAUGGAGCGGCAGUGCAGAGAGCAAGGGCCCGGUGAUAUCACGGAGCGGUUAAUGCGCAGUGUGGGUGGUGACGGGGCAGGCAAGCACAGCGACCGGCACCGGGCGCGGCAGUACGAGCACAAGCAGCAGAGCGCUCACCGCUUCCACCCGUACAGCCCUCACAAGGAGCGCUCCGAGCAGCGCAGCGCCCCCGCCUUUGGCGCCACUGCUGCUGGCCUGCCCCCCACAGAGGCCAACGUUGACAUGGGCGAGGGUGAGGCCAAGCAGAUUCAGCAAGCCUGA
Closterium sp. Naga37s-1 is the source of this 14490-nucleotide messenger RNA. The record is from the annotation of a GenBank genome assembly. NCBI's taxonomy places the organism in Eukaryota, Viridiplantae, Streptophyta, Zygnematophyceae, Desmidiales, Closteriaceae.